AUGGCGCAUUCAGAAGACGAGGUCUCCGAGGGAUCGUAUGAGUCUGAUAUCUCAGGCGAGGAGCAGGCUGGGACCCAUGACCGUGCUCCCAAAAGACGCCGUCUCUCCGAGUCUUCAAACGACUCCUACGUUGCUCCAGCGCCUCUACCCACCCUCUCUCGCAUCAAGAAGAAGGAUGAGAACGCCACGAAGGCUGAACCGGCAGACGAAGAGGACCCGGUUCUUAUAAAGGAUGCUCUUGAUAUUGGCCUGCGGAGCGAAGAAUCUACCUUUGGAGCUUUGGGCGUGUCCCCAUGGCUUGUUGGCUCUCUAACGACUCUGGCUGUCCGACGACCAACAUCUAUUCAGAAAGCGUGUAUUCCUCAGAUUAUUAAUGGACGAGACUGCAUCGGUGGUAGCCGGACUGGCUCUGGUAAAACAAUUGCUUUUGCUGUUCCUAUGCUGCAAAAAUGGGCGCAGGAUCCGUUUGGUAUAUAUGGGCUGAUCUUGACUCCGACUCGAGAGCUUGCGCUCCAGAUCUACGAGCAGAUCAAGGCCAUUUCUGCCCCACAAAGUAUGAAGCCUGUUCUCAUCACCGGUGGUACCGAUAUGCGCCCCCAGGCCAUCGCCCUCGCAGAACGACCGCACGUCGUAAUAGCAACCCCCGGUCGACUAGCGGAUCACAUCAAGUCCUCCGGCGCAGACACAAUGGCCGGGUUAAAACGAGUGAAGAUGGUCGUGCUCGACGAAGCCGAUCGACUUCUCACCAGUGGCCGCGGCAGCAUGCUCCCAGACGUGGAAACCUGCCUCGGCGCCGUCCCACCCUCCAAAGACCGCCAAACGCUCCUAUUCACGGCCACCCUGACUCCGGAAGUGCGGGCACUGAAGGAAAUGCCGCCCUCCGAGGGAAAGCAGCCUGUUUUCAUGACCGAGAUCUCGACCGAAGACCAGGGCAAGAUCCCGCCGACCCUCAAACAGACCUACUUGAAGGUUCCUAUGACACACCGCGAAGCUUUCUUACACGUUAUUCUCUCUACAGAGGGGAAUGUCUCGAAGCCAGUCAUAGUUUUCUGCAACCAUACCAAGACGGCGGACAUGCUGGAGCGCAUGCUCCGACGGCUCGGCCAUCGUGCUACUUCCCUGCAUAGUCUGCUUCCGCAGUCGGAGCGUACGUCGAACCUUGCUCGGUUCCGGGCUGCGGCCGCGCGGAUACUCGUGGCUACGGAUGUGGCGUCUCGUGGUUUGGAUAUCCCUAGCGUCUCCCUGGUCAUCAACUUCGAUGUUCCUCGGAAUCCGGAUGACUACGUUCACCGUGUUGGUCGUACCGCCCGUGCCGGUCGAAGUGGUGAAGCUGUUACCAUGGUUGGGCAGCGAGAUGUGGAGCUUAUCCUGGCUAUCGAGGAGCGAGUGGAAAGGCGGAUGGAAGAAUGGGCUGAAGAAGGAGUUAAUGUCGAAGGCCGUGUGGUUCGCAGCGGUGCUCUCAAGGAGGUCGGUGCGGCAAAGCGGGAGGUUAUUGGAGAGAUUGAGGAAGGCCGUGAUGUACUUGGCCGGAAGCGUAAUAAGCUGAAGAAGGUCCGGUAG
Molecule: messenger RNA, 1560 nt
Organism: Penicillium chermesinum
Lineage: Eukaryota; Fungi; Ascomycota; Eurotiomycetes; Eurotiales; Aspergillaceae
Gene: dbp8
Product: ATP-dependent RNA helicase DBP8
Exons: 2
Coding region: 1-1560 (519 amino acids)
Molecular function (GO): RNA helicase activity; ATP binding; nucleic acid binding
Source: RefSeq, a predicted model, not a curated record